GCUUCAUAAUUCUAUCUCUUCCUACAUAUCGCCUACUCUAGAAAUCUCACAAUGCACAUUUAGUCUUUCCUCGAAGAUUGAUACAAUAAUCCAUAUACAAUGGCAACCACGAUCCAUGAAACUCCAGAAUGGGAGACUCCAACACCCAAAAAAUCCUUCCUCGACAAAUACAAUCUCUUUUCAAAACCGCAAUCGACCCUUCCUACCACGAAAGAGGGAUCUUCGGAUUCAUCGGGGAAUGCUGUUGCGACAGAAACCUUUGGAAAACAUACGUUGGUUGAGCGAUUCAAUAAUGUAUUGCCUGCGAAUCGCACAUAUUUUGGACGGAGUCGCAAGGUGCUUCUGUUGAUUGUAGGAGGUGCAAUUCUAUUAUUACUUGCUUUGAUUCUGGGGUUGGGCCUUGGUCUUGGCUUGAAGCAUUCAUCGUCGAAAGCGUUACCUCUUCCAUCAAAUGGUGGUAUAUUCACAGGAGACCUUACAUAUUAUGCACCCGGUCUCGGCGCAUGUGGAAUUACAUCCUCAUCAUCUGAAUCCAUCUGCGCCGUGUCCCACAUCAUCUUUGAUGCCGCUUCAACAAGUUCGAACCCUAAUGCCAAUCCUCUUUGCGGGAGAAAGAUCAGAAUCACUCGACAGAAAGCAUCGGGAAGCGGAAACAAUACUGUUGAUGUAACGGUUGUUGAUAGAUGUGUUGGAUGCAAAGCCGAGGAUUUGGACUUGAGCAUAACGGUUUUCGAAAAGUUGGCAUUGGAAGCAGAGGGCAGAGUUACAGGAAGUUGGGCUUGGCUAUAGUGAGCUACAAAGCGGGACAAAUUUUGAGCGAUGUCAUUUAAUGUUAGAAUACCCCGGAUUUUCAUCUUGUUCUUUUUUUGCGGGGGUUUAGUAUACGAUUCA
Messenger RNA from Botrytis cinerea B05.10, 891 nucleotides. RefSeq lists its product as hypothetical. Lineage: Eukaryota; Fungi; Ascomycota; Leotiomycetes; Helotiales; Sclerotiniaceae. The record is from RefSeq and is a predicted model, not a curated record. The coding region runs from base 100 to 789 and encodes 229 amino acids. The transcript is spliced from 2 exons.